This is a messenger RNA of Microthlaspi erraticum, 2184 nucleotides long. NCBI's taxonomy places the organism in Eukaryota, Viridiplantae, Streptophyta, Magnoliopsida, Brassicales, Brassicaceae. The record is from the annotation of a GenBank genome assembly.
AUGAGAUCUUCUCCUAGGAUGGGGCCUUCAGCCCAUCUUCUUUCCGCUCUAGGAAUUAUCAUCAUGGCAACAAUGGUUGUUGCGUAUGAACCAUACACGAAUAGCUUACCACCACUACCAUCAUAUUCACCAUCCCCGGAUGUAGAAUACAAAUCACCUCCUCCACCAUCUGUCUACAAUUCACCAUCACCACCACCAUAUUACUCUCCAUCACCUAAAGUCGACUACAAGUCUCCUCCACCACCAUAUGUCUACAGUUCUCCUCCACCACCCACAUACUCACCAUCUCCUAAGGUAGAGUACAAGUCUCCUCCACCACCAUAUGUCUACAGCUCCCCACCACCACCACCAUACUAUUCACCAUCCCCGGUUGAAUACAACUCUCCACCACCACCCCCAUACUAUUCACCAUCUCCCAAGGUAGAGUACAAUCUCCUCCACCCCCAUAUGUCUACAGUUCUCCACCACCACCACCUACUCUCCUCCCUAAGUUCCCCACCACCACCACCAUACUACUCUCCCUCACCUAAGGUGGAUUACAAGUCUCCUCCACCACCAUAUGUAUACAGUUCCCCACCACCACCAUACUACUCUCCCUCGCCUAAGUUCCCCACCACCACCAUAUUACUCACCAUCCCUAAGGUAGACUACAAGUCUCCUCCACCACCGUAUGUAUACAGUUCCCCACCACCACCAUACUACUCUCCAUCCCCGAAAGUAGACUACAAAUCUCCUCCACCACCGUAUGUCUACAGUUCUCCACCACCACCAUAUUACUCACCAUCUCCUAAGAUAGUUUACAAGUCUCCUCCUCCACCAUAUGUCUACAGUUCUCCACCACCACCAUACUACUCUCCAUCCCCCAAGGUUGUAUACAAGUCUCCUCCACCACCGUAUGUAUACAGUUCUCCACCACCACCACAUUACUCACCAUCUCCUAAGGUAGAUUACAAGUCUCCUCCACCACCAUAUGUAUACAGUUCUCCACCACCACCAUAUUACUCACCAUCUCCUAAGGUUGUGUAUAAGUCUCCUCCACCACCAUAUGUCUACAGUUCCCCACCACCACCAUACUACUCUCCUUCUCCAAAGGUAGACUACAAGUCCCCUCCCCCACCAUAUGUCUACAGUUCCCCACCACCACCAUACUACUCUCCCGCACCUAAGGUACACUAUAAGUCUCCUCCACCACCGUAUGUCUACAGUUCCCCACCACCACCAUACUACUCUCCUUCUCCAAAGGUAGACUACAAGUCCCCUCCCCCACCAUAUGUCUACAGUUCCCCACCACCACCAUACUACUCUCCCGCACCUAAGGUACACUAUAAGUCUCCUCCACCACCAUAUGUCUACAGUUCCCCACCACCACCAUAUUACUCUCCAUCCCCUAAGGUACACUACAAGUCUCCCCCACCACCAUAUGUUUACAGUUCUCCUCCACCACCAUACUACUCACCAUCUCCUAAAGUUCAUUACAAAUCUCCACCACACCCACAUGUAUGCGUCUGUCCACCACCGCCUCCAUGCUAUUCUCCUUCUCCAAAAAUUGUAUACAAAUCUUCUCCACCACCAUAUGUCUACAGUUCCCCACCACCACCAUAUUACUCACCAUCUCCUAAAGUAUACUACAAAUCUCCUCCACCACCAUAUGUUUACAGUUCUCCAUCACCACCAUACUACUCACCUUCUCCUAAAGUAUACUACAAGUCUCCUCCACCACCAUAUGUCUACAACUCACCACCCCCACCAGCGUACUCACCGUCCCCUAAGGUAGACUACAAGUCUCCUCCUCCACCAUAUGUCUACAGUUCCCCACCACCACCAUACUACUCACCUUCGCCUAAGGUACACUACAAGUCUCCACCACCACCAUAUGUUUACAGUUCUCCACCACCACCAUACUACUCACCUUCCCCAAAGGUUGACUACAAGUCUCCACCACCACCAUAUGUCUACAGUUCCCCACCACCACCAUACUACUCUCCAUCCCCUAAGGUAGACUACAAGUCUCCACCACCACCAUAUGUCUACAGUUCCCCACCUCCACCGUACUACUCACCUUCCCCUAAGGUAGACUACAAAUCUCCCCCACCACCAUAUGUCUACAGUUCCCCACCCCCACCAUAUUACUCACCUUCCCCUAAGGUAGACUACAAGUCUCCACCACCACCUUCAUAUUACUGA